This is a messenger RNA of Xiphophorus maculatus (southern platyfish), 1815 nucleotides long. RefSeq names its product low affinity immunoglobulin gamma Fc region receptor III-like. The transcript has 6 exons. Lineage: Eukaryota; Metazoa; Chordata; Actinopteri; Cyprinodontiformes; Poeciliidae. Gene Ontology annotation, biological process: cell surface receptor signaling pathway. The record is from RefSeq and is a predicted model, not a curated record. Bases 48 to 1169 code for a protein of 373 amino acids. Gene Ontology annotation, molecular function: transmembrane signaling receptor activity.
AAUAAAGCAUUGCGUCUCAUCUGAUCCUAACACACAGACUGAGCACAAUGGAAGCAGUAAUUUCAUUCCUCGUUCUUUCAUUGUUACCACAGCUCAUAGUGUCUGAGGUUCCCACUACAACCUCAUACAGGGCCAUCGUGGAGAUAGUUUCGGGAGAUUCCCGGAUCUUCAGCGGGGAAAGUCUGAAGCUGAGAUGCGUCAUCCCCAACAAGUACCAGGCCUCCUGGGAUUACCUGUGGUUCAGGGGAUCUGUGCAGCUCCCACAGUCUGGCGAGAUAUACCAGCUGUGGAAGGCCAACGUUAAAGAAAGCGGCAAAUAUUCCUGCCAAGGACAGAGAGAGACGGAUGUGGGAACCAUAAAAACACUAAGAAGUCUACCUUACGAGAUCCAUGUUGAUGGAGGGUAUGCCAUCCUGCAAAUGGCAAAACGCCCUGUCCUCGUUGGAGAUGCCCUGGAUUUGAAAUGCCGUCUCCGAGGGAACGCUCCCGUCCAUGAGACAAUCUUGUACAGAGACGGGAUUGAAGUGAUGGUGCAGAGCGGGAGCAGCUUGAAUUUCCACCUCCCCCACGUCGCCCUGGAGGAUGAAGGAAGGUACUCAUGCAGGGUAUCCUGGGACCUGAGUCGACGUACGCACUCCGUGAUGUCAGUUCCCAUUCUGGUGAAUAUCUUAGAGGUUCUAACCGAGCCGGUGUUGGAGAUUGAGAAAGACAACGCCCAGCUUGAACGGAAUAAAAUGCGCCUCAUCUGUCACGUCCAGUACAACGCCCCCGCCCCAGCCCCUCCUGUAAAUUACUAUUUCUACAAGAACAACAAUCUGUUGGGACCAGCAACCUCACUGAACCACGUGCACGUCGGAAAGGCUGCAGGAUGGUACAGCUGCAGAGCCAAGGUGCCAAAGCUGGAUAUCGUGAGGUGGAGCAAGCCCCAGAGCUUCGGAGAGGUCACAGGGCCACCAUUGAUGCCUCCCCGUCCUCAUCACAGAAAUCAGAUGACAUCCCGAUCACCCCCACACACCUUCUCGGCUCCUGAGACUCAGCCUGCAUCCCCAACAUACUUUGCUUCAACACCGUCUUCCGAUCAGCACACAGAGAGUCCCAGCCCAUCCUCGCCAUCGUCUGAGUCCUCGGUCUCAACCAGUCUGCCGACUUCAGGCCAGCUGCCAGGCUAAACGCAAACCCCAGAACCUCAGAGUGUGUCAUGGGGACUAUUUUAGAAAGUCCUGUAAAGGUGUGACUGAUGUGAAAUUUUCGCCAGGUGUUGGUAACAACCUCAGUUCUUUGUUUUUAACCAAUCAUAAGUUGGUCCUUGUGUGACGACUUGAUAACGACACACCUUUCUAUUGGCCGUCAUUUUGGACUGACCCUGACAAGGGGCAGGAUGGUUUUCAAAUCACUGGUAGAUUUCAGCUUUUUUCUUGGCUUUCCGUGACUUUUUUCCACCACCCUUUAAAUACUUUUCACAUUACGACACACAACUUAAUUUAUAUGUAUGGAUUAUUUGGGUUGUUAUCAAUACCAGGUGAGAAUCUUAUGUCAAUAGCACCGUUAGAAAUAUAUUUACUAUUAAAAACUGUGAUUUUUUUUUACCAGCUGUACCUGGAAACUCCUUUUAAACCAUACCAUCGUACCUAGCAGAGCAAUAAUCUGAGGCUUUCUAACAAUUAUUAGCACCACCCUGGUCUGCUAUUAUAGUUAUGUGUAUGUGUUAAUAAUUCUUUGCAUCAGUUUUCUCUGAGUGUCAUGAAACUAACUUUUAAUACAGUAAGAAAAAACAAAUAUUGUGUUUUAACCCAAUAAAGCUUUCGAUAAGCUGCA